AUACUCCUUAGUUAAUCAAGCAGUGAAAAGAAAUUAGCCAUUGUGGUUUUGCUCUCCAUUGACCACAUCCCAGUGACCUGGGCUUGCUCCUAAGAAGCGAACAAUACACUAGGACAUGCAUGGUCACUCUACAGAGGCGAGAAGGCAUGGUCACUCCAGGUGAUUGGGCUGGUACUGAGAUGACGCCUGAAUAGGCCUUUUCAUUGAUUUCAAAGUGCAACCCCCACAAAUUUCACCCCCUGUUUUCAACCAAUCACAGUUCACUGUUGGUCGGGGUUUUAAAGGAUUAUCUUUGUUGGCUGAGCAGGACAGUAGUACAAAAUGUACUAGGAAUUGGGAUUGUGUUCCUAUGAUAGGAUGUGCAUGUAAUUGUUGAGCAGCAUUUGUUAGGGCCAGUGUGCCUGAGUACAUGUAGGUUGUCAGUUCAAGCACAGCUUGGGGGCAACCUCCAUUCAGUUGGUACAUGUAGCUAGUGAAGAAACAGCAAUGGCUUGUGUGGAGUAAAACGGAAGUGAGAAUUGUGUUCUCUGUCGUGACUGUGGGUUCAUCUUCAGGACUGAACAUUGUCCUCUGCUGAGACCAUUGUGGAUUCUCCAGAUUUUAGCCACAUCCUUGGAACAUUUGGCACACCCGUUUAGUUUGUAGAUUUAUGGUGUGAGCUACACGGUUGUAAAUCCACCGUUGAGAUAUCUUCAAAAUCCUGUGAUGUUUGAUAAAGCCUUGCCACAUCACUGAUGAAGUUGCUCAAUUUUGGAGAGCAGUUUUGUGUGAAACACUUGGAAAGUAGACCAGCAUCACUCUCGUGAAAUACUGUAACUUUAUUUGUUGUCCAGCUUGUGUUCUGCACAGGCCUUGUCAGUUCAUCAGUCCCAUUGUUAGGCAGUCAGCCUUUGCUGUUUGCUGAACCGUGUUGGAUUCCAGGCUGCAUUGUUGCGAAAGUAAACUUUACAAGUACACUGUAAAAUUGGCCUAUAAAUUAUGAAUGAAAACUCUGCCAAAGUCGACUGAUUGUUUUCAAAACGAUAACAAUCCGGGGAAAUCACAAGCGUGGGAACAAAUGGAUUUUCGUGCAUUGGCAGUCAAAUUUCUGUGGAAAAUGGAAAUCAACCUCCCGUCCUCAGCUUCAGCAGGCAGAUUUUGUGAAUCCUUGGAAUCUUACAAUGAGAGAUCAUCAGAUAAUGAGCCCAUUGAGGUGUCCAUAUCCCCGAGACUGCUUCCCCUAGACGAAGAGUUUGACUGCACUCACUAUGACCCCAGUGAAUCAGAUGUCGUUGGCUCCAAGAGAUUCCACGAUGGGAACCAGCUCGUACCCUCUGGUACGAGAGCCAUACAUUGGGAUGUACGGAUCACUCACCAGGAGUCGGUCAUCACGAGUCAGUGUGUAAGAACUGAAAAAUCUGUCCAGUGGGUCCAAGGGGUACAUCAACCUGGUUGUGAGGGUUCUCAACUACGAAAGUCCUUCCGUUGGCUUGACAAACUGAGAAAGAAAUCAAGUAGGCAGCUGAAAAUCACACCAGUUGUACUGCGAGUGGAAGACUGGGAACCAGGAAAGGCAGUAGUACUUGAAUUGAAGACCGCACUUUGGAGAGGGAGCCAAGAUCCCACUUUCAGUAAUGAUGUGCCAAGCCAAGAUUUGAAAAACAUCCUGUCCAAAACUGAGGUUUCUGUAAACUUUAGAACUGAGCUGGAGAUAAAAUUGGAGCUGCAUUGUCAUUCUAGUUUUCAAUCUGUGGACCGAACAGAGCUUUCCACAAAUGAUUCAGCUGUUGAUUCAAAGACUGGCAAAGUAACCAAAGUCUAUAUGACUCAACUGGACUUAAAGGUUUUCCGAGUACCAGCCACAAUUAACAACAAGUUUCCUCAAGUGCAUUUUUCAUCGUCAGUAGUUGGAAUUACGAGUUCAGCAGCCACAUUAGAAGAUAGUCCCGGAAACCCGAAAAAGUUUUCCCUUAUGAGUAGAAAUCAUACCCAGAGAAGAAGAUGGGAAAAACCGAAGCCACGGAUGCCUAAGCCCUUGGACAUGGAUGAAUGGGAUAUCAUUGAGGCAGCUGAGAUUGACUACCACCCAAAUCUGGGUGACUCCGUGGACUCACCUUUCUCAUCGACUUCCUCAUCAGUGAUCCCCUGUCGCCUGGCAGUUGUGACCUUUUCACCUUUCACUUUUGCCCCUCGUGGUGCGGGCCACAUGUCAAUCUCAAUGUCGACAGUCGUGGCAGUCCCUCUGCCACAUUUUGCCUUUGUGAAAAAUGGCCAAUGCCACAGAGCUAUUCUUGAAGAUGAAGAUAACCCACCGAGAUCUGAAUGCAGGUCAAAUGCUUUGCCAAAAUCCUCUACAAGUUUAACAAAGGCAAAUUGCAGCAAAGCACACCGAGCCUUUGUACUUGACUCUCCUCUGGGUGCUAGGAAUGAAGUACAGAUUGCAGGUUUAGAAAAUGAGAAAUUCUUUAAGGAUCCUUACACAGUAACGAUGGGAGGGUUCUCCAAGGUUACAAACUUCUUCCGUGAGGCUCUUGUGGCGCCGGCCGCUAACCGACCCAUUGAUGAAUAUGCAGAGCUGAUGACGGACCUGCCCAGUAUCCUGUCCGUCAACUCCCAGGCUGAGCAGAGCUACGAGAUGGUUGUCCCGGAGAGUAAGCUGGGCUCCAGACCAGAUGUGGAAAGACGAGGCCCACUGACCGAGGCAGAGUGGGCCAGCCAUCUUGACAAGGAAGGAAGAGUCACCAAUGUCAAAGAUCUUCAGAAGAAGAUCUUCAGAGGGGGUUUGGUUCCAUCCCUGAGGAAGGAGGUCUGGAAGUUUCUGCUUAAGUACUACCCCUGGAACUCCACCAGCAAAGAGAGGACAGCGCUUCGAAAAAUCAAGGAGGACGAGUAUUUUUGCAUGAAGGCCCAGUGGAAGACCAUCACUCCCCAGCAGGAGAAGAGGUUCAGCAAGUACCGAGACAACAAGAGCAUCAUAGGUAUGUCCAUCACAGAAAAAGAUGUGAUUCGGACAGACAGGACACAUCAUUUCUUUGAGGGGGAGCACAACCCACAUAUUGAAGUGCUGCACGAUAUUCUCAUGACGUAUUGCCAGUACAACUUUGAUCUUGGUUACGUACAAGGCAUGAGUGAUCUGCUGGCUCCCAUCCUUGUUGUCAUGGAGAGGGAGGUGGAUGCAUUCUGGUGCCUGGUGGGAUUCUUGGAUGACCACAGUCUGGUCAUGAACUUUGACAUGGAACAGGAGGGCAUGAGGAAUCAACUGAUGCAGCUAAACAGCUUGAUGCAGAUUGUGGAUCCCAAGCUGUACAGCUACCUCCAAUCCAAGGAGUGCAGCAAUCUUUACUUCUGCUUCCGGUGGCUGCUCAUCUGGUUCAAGAGGGAAUUCCCCAUGGAGGACGUCUGCGCAAUCUGGGAGGUCAUGUGGACGGGCCUCCCCUGUAAGAAUUUCCACUUGCUGAUGUGCCUGGCCAUCCUGGAUGGAGAGCGAGACCUGCUGGAGAGGGAGAACUUUGACUUCAGCGACAUUUUGAAGCACGUGAACGAGCUGUCAUGCCACAUGGAUGCUGGCAAAAUCCUCCAGACAGCGGAAGCGAUCUACCUCCAGCUCUUUGAGUACCCGGAUCUCCCGCCCACCCUCCGAGAGGUGAUUGGGCUGGCCACGGAGGAGAACGGCACUGUUGAGAAUGGGUCCCACGGCUCCGAGAGCAGCAUCGAGGUACUCGCUGACCCCUCGGAUUAAGAAAGGAAAAGUGGGGAGGGGGGGCAGGUGGACUGUCUGUUAGUCCUGUUGUUUGUGUGUGGUCUUUUUGAAGCAUGUGACCUGGUCCUAAUAUCUGUAAUCUUGUCGAAGGGAAACACCUGCAAACUUACAAUUUGUUUUGGAGUAUACCCUAGAGAAUAGCAGCCCGGCGGAAAUUCGGUGUCCAAGUUAGAAAUGUCUGGAAUACCAGUUGGGAAUGUUUGCCUGUGUAUAUGCACACUUAAGAAAAGCUCAUUCCAUUCAAGGGAAGAUCCAGAAAUGAAAACCUUGCAUUAUUUGUAAAACUUUGUUUCGUUGUUGGGGGUCAUGGCCUCUGUUGGCCCUCUGCCAGAUCUGCUUAUGGUUCCAUUUUGUAACAUACUCCUUUCCUUUGGUAAUGCCUCGUGUUUGAAAUUGGGAAUUCCUAAUGGAGCAGAAAUGUUCCAAAUUUUAAGACUGGGGUUGCUGACUGUUCCUUGCUAAACAGGAUUUACCUCAGAUGUGACCAUGCAGUAGAUUUGUUUGUAACGAACGGCAAAGUUCACAUGCAUGACAAGUGUACAGUGUCGCUUUGGUAAGCUUACAUUUUGCAAGGGCAGUGAAAUUAGAGCCCACUAUCACUUUAAAAUAUGUGAUAUCCCCCAGCGUGGCUGUGAAAUUAACAUUUUUGUGAUGCCUGUGCAGUUCCAGAAAAGAGUGAGAUAUGGGUCAUAAUGCUACAACAGAUCAAAGUACUGCGUAUAAUCAUGGCAUUGUUAAUCGUUCCCCAAAUUAUGUACUGGAACAACAAAUACGGGGUAUUAGGGAACAAAGUUGUAUCUGAUAAUUUUACAAAAUUGAACAAAAUGCCUGUUAAAAGCCAGAUUACUGAAAUUAUAUCAAAGUGUACUAAAAAAAGGAAUUACAGUUCAAAUUCAUAUACAUGUGUACAUGUAAAAUGUAUCCAACACAGUAAUCUUUCAACUGUCUGUGGCAACCUAGCAUUGCAUUUAAAAGAUAAGUGAAGCUGUUUAACAUUUCCAAAUGUACAUUUCCAGAUUCAUGACAAGACUGUUUUGACAAUCUUCUGGUAUGGUGGAGCCAAGCCAGCAACUCACACAAGUUAAAAUUGAAAGUAGCGAGUAUCACUGCUCCAUUGUUCAGUUCACCUUGCAUGAGUCAGAAUAUUGGUAAUCUUGUCACAUGACCAGUUUUCAAUUCACAAAAUAGUUAAGUGUGAUUGAUCUGUGAUGUCAAGGUAGCAGCUAAAAAUCUCAAGCUUAUUUGUCUCAUAAACUCACAUGCACUCAAGAUGCAUUAAUUUUUAAGUUAACUUCAUAAUUUCUGUUGUUUUUGUUUCAUCGUAGGCAUCUUGAUUCUUUUUUCAAAAUAAGCCCGCAGGUCAUACAGUGUUUAAAUGACAUAUGACAUCCAGCCCGCAGGUCAUACAGUGUUUAAAUGACAUAUGACAUCCAGCCUGCAGGUCAUACAGUGUUUAAAUGACAUAUGACAUCCAGCCUGCAGGUCAUAUAGUGUUUAAAUGACAUAUGACAUCCAGCCCGCAGGUCAUACAGUGUUUAAAUGACAUAUGACAUCCAGCCCGCAGGUCAUACAGUGUUUAAGUGACGUGUGACAUCCAGCCCGCAGGUCAUACAGUGUUUAAGUGACAUGUGACAUCCAGCCCGCAGGUCGUACAGUGUUUAAAUGACAUAUGACAUCCAGUUAUUCAAUCAGGUUGUAGAUUCCACAAAUUGUGGGAUAGGUAAUACAUUGUGCUUUCGGGCAGGUUCAUGCUUAUGGCCAAUGCAGUUUUACAACAUAUUAAAUGUGCACACACUGCAAAUAGAGGACAUUUCAACUCAAGCAAAAUACGCUACAAAACGUUUCAUGGUGUCAAAAGUUUGCCUCACUUCUGGCUUUGCCUGAAGUGGGAGGAGUCCUCUAAUCCUGACAACCUGCUUAAUUUUGCUGGAAAUCAGAGCUUCAAACUGCAAGUAAAGAUGCAGUGCCUGAGCUGUACUUUCGUCAAUUCUGUAAAAGCCUCUAAAAGGGGUAGGAUCUGGGAGGAUCGGAACUUGUUGGAAUUGGAACUUGUUUCACAUGAUAAUAAAUGUGAGCCGAAACAGAA
This is a messenger RNA of Acanthaster planci (crown-of-thorns starfish), 5825 nucleotides long. RefSeq names its product TBC1 domain family member 15 (gene tbc1d15). Gene Ontology annotation, molecular function: GTPase activator activity. The record is from RefSeq and is a predicted model, not a curated record. Gene Ontology annotation, biological process: activation of GTPase activity. NCBI's taxonomy places the organism in Eukaryota, Metazoa, Echinodermata, Asteroidea, Valvatida, Acanthasteridae.